AUGAGUUACAAGAACAGGCUUACGGCGUGUUUUGAUGAUAUUCUGAAGGUGUCGGCGGAGAUGAUGAUGCAGCAGCAGUUGAAGAAUGUGCAGCUGGAUCCGUACAUGGUCAAUGGGUUCAGUGCGCAGCAGCAGAAUACGCUGAAGGAGAAGAUACACAUGUUUCACGGGAUUCUGGACGACCUGGAGAACAUGCUGAGCAAGAGCACGUACUAUGUGGACACCUUGGCGAACCUAGGGAAGGAGAGCAAGCGGCAGAAGGAGCUGGAGCUCGAGAAGCAGCGGGAGCAGGAGGAAGAGGAGAAGAAGCAGAAGCUGCUGGAGCUUGAGCGGAAGAAGAAAGAGCAAGAGGAAGAGGAAGAGAAGAAGAAGAAGCAGAAGGAGGAAGAGGAGAAGCGCAAGAAAGAGCUGGAAGAGCAAGAGCGAAAGAAGAAAGAACAGGAGGAAGAGGAGAAGAGGAGGCGACAACAGGAGCAGGACGGCGACAAACAGCAGUCGAUGUUCGACGGCCUCGACUUCACUAACGCCGACCUCGAUACAAGUCAGCCAGGAACCAGCGGCCAGAACGAUAUCAAAUCACCAACGAUGGGUGCUGGCCCACAGACCGCUGGUACUGAUAAGCCUAACACCGCCGAUGGCCCCGACAAAACGAACCCACCAAUCGCAGCGUUUGGCCUGGGCGACUCACAAUCUGGUGGACUAUAUAACGACCUCAAUACCAUGGACUUGUCCAUGUUUUCAGAGCUUGAUGGUGGGGGAUUCGACGCGUCAGGGUUCGACACCGCAAAUACAUCGAAUGCCAACGCUACCACCAACUCUGUACCCAACAAUAAUAACCCAGCAACAAAUGAUAGCAAUAUGAACAACGAUCCUACAGCAGCCAUAAAUGCAUUCGAUGGCACAGCUGCUGGCAACAACGAGACUUUGGGACAAGGCGAAAAACUAGAAUUUGACCAAUCUAAUCCAUCUGCCAUGCUAGGUAAUGACAUAAACAUGGGGGAUAACGGCGAGGACUAUUUAACAUUGAAUGACUUCAACGACCUAAACAUCGACUGGUCCGCAGCAGGUGAAGGCGGUGACCUAGACCUAAAUGGCUUUAAUAUCUAA
Messenger RNA from Nakaseomyces glabratus, 1107 nucleotides. RefSeq names its product Med2p (gene MED2). NCBI's taxonomy places the organism in Eukaryota, Fungi, Ascomycota, Saccharomycetes, Saccharomycetales, Saccharomycetaceae. The record is from RefSeq and is a predicted model, not a curated record.